ACCGCAGGGCAUAUUGGGCAUACCUGUUGUAGCACUACCUUGGGCCAACGCUUAGUCGAUCGCUGGACAAAAACAUAGCUGUCAAAGGGUAGCAUAGAGAAGGAAGAAAAAAGGUAAACAAGAAAAAGUGAGUCGAGAGGAUUAAAGUUAUUUGCAAGUGAAAAUUACUAAUAAUUUCAGUGGAUUGAAACAGUUUAUUGGCAGUGCAUUAAAGUUACAUUGCCCUACAGGUGAAUUACAUUCAGCCGCGUGCAAUUCGUCAGUGCCUGAAAGGAAAUACUUACCGUAGGAUUGGUGUAGAUUGAGCCCGUUAUCUGUGAGUAAAAAAGUAAACAAAACAGGAAAAUUAAGCUGUUAACUUAUAUUACUGAUUUGAACAUAGGAGUCGGUGUCGUAAGUCGAGGAAGGUUGAGACAUCAGGAUUAAUUUGGAGAGAAACUAUUCAUGUAAGCUGAAUUCAUUUGUAUACCACUAUAAAUAGAUAUAACAAGAAUAAUAAUUACAGUUUUAAGCUGCGCGAAUACGGCUGCUAUAAAAAAGGUUUGUGAUUAAUCCGAACAAACUUAAAAAUGAAUAAAGCUGUUUUUAACCUAAACGACACCGAGGUAACUGGCUACAACUGUGCGGUCUGCAACCGGCCGGAUCAUGCCGAGGAUGAAAUGGUCGCCUGCGACUGUUGCCGAAGAUGGUUUCACUUUGGAUGUGCCGAAGUUGGAAGCGAGGUAGGUGAUAUUUCUUGGAGCUGUCCAGAAUGCAAAAGCAAGCUGAAUGAUGGAAAUGCGGAAGACAGUGGCAAACUUGUGCCAGCCGCAGAUAACGAUAAAGCAGGAAGCGGGGGAACGUAUAAACCAGUCGUUAAUCCUGCUACAGUUCCGGAUGAGGUUUUGCAGAGUUUACCCGAGAAAACAGGCACAUUAUCGUUCCAGGAGUUAGAGCUGCAGAAGAUAGAGGCAUCUCGUAAAAGGCAGGAAGAACAAAUGGAGAUGGAAAGGGUCUUAUAUAAGCGACGGCUGGAAGUACAACGAGAGCUGUUUGAAAAGAGACAGCAGAUAGAGCGUGAAAAGCGGCGGAUGGAACUCGAGUUCGAAAGGCAGAGUCUGCAAAUGGCGAUUGCAGAAGAAGAAGAGCAUCAUAAGCAGCAACAGCAGAUUAGAGCCGAACUGACUCGCAAGUUAGAACAGCUGCGAAUGAGGCGGGUAGCAAAUUCACCGGAAGGGAGCCAAGCCAUAUGCGAAUUAGAGAAGCCUGGAGAGGCCUUUGAUGCAAAAGCAACCACGAAUGACGAAAAUCACCCGGGUAACAAACAGCUGGGUGAUAUUCGGGGAGCGUACCUCAAACAUUCGACCCCAAAGCAACCCGGGCAACGUCCACCGUUGCAAAUAAGUCAUUCGAAGGAAUCGGAACCUACUGAACGUCAGGGGACACUGAAUACAAAGCAAAACACGCCAGCACAAUCUGUAGGAAGCCAUUCAAAUCUCGAUGAUGUUUCGGAGUCAGAAGCGGAGAGCGAGUGCUCCAUACGAUCACGAUCACAGCGAGACACUCGCCGGGAAAGGGGCCCAACGAGAGCCCAGUUGUCGGCCAGGCAGUUUUUAGCCAAGAAGCUUCCUACAUUUACCGGGCGGCCAGAAGAUUGGCCGAUGUUUAUCUCAAGUUUCGAGACAGCAAACCAAGCUUGUGGGUUCUCUAACGUCGAAAACCUAGGACGGUUGCAAGAGAGCUUGAAAGGUCAAGCAUUAGAAGCAGUCCGAAGUCGCCUGCUAUGGCCAGAUGCCGUGCCUCAGAUCAUCGAAUCUCUUCGGAUGCUGUACGGACGGCCCGAGCAAUUAUUGAAUAUGCUGUUGGUCAAAGUUCGGAAGGCGGAACCACCCAAGGCCGAUCGUUUGGCGACCUACAUUGGUUUCGGUAUGACGGUGCAGCAACUCGUCGAUCAUUUGGAAGCAAGUGAUCUAAAAGACCACUUGGUAAACCCUAUGCUGAUCCAAGAGUUGGUAGAAAAACUACCAGCUAGUACAAAAAUGGAGUGGGUGCGCUACAAACGAAGGAAGCACCGCGUAACUCUUCGAACAUUAUCCGAUUUUCUGUCGGAGAUUGUGAGGGAUGCCAGCGAGGCCACGUUGUACUGCGGAGGAUUUUCGCAACUUGAAAGUAACCCAAGAAGCGGGAAGAGUAAACUGAAAGAGCGCGAAGAAUUCUUAAAUGCUCAUUGCGCAUCCGAAACUGAUAAUCGGCGCGAGGUAGAGGGAAAGAAGCCGUGCAAAAUCUGCUCUCGGUCAGAUCACCGCAUCCGUAACUGCCCCGAAUUUCGUAAAUUGAAUCUGGCGAUGCGCUGGGAGACGGUACGAAAAUGGAGUCUGUGUAAAAAUUGUUUGAAUGAUCACGGAGAUUCUCUUUGCAAACUCAGUUUUCGUUGCAAUGUCGGCAGCUGCAGUGAAUCGCACAAUCCGCUUCUACACCCGGAAGAAGCUUACGCUGAUUGCAAUGUGCAUCGAUUCCAGCAGAAAUCGGUGAUCUUUCGCACGGUCCCAGUAACACUCUACAAUGGGAAGUAUGCGAUAGAUACGAUAGCUUUCCUCGACGAAGGUUCCUCAUACACGCUGGUUGAGAAUGUUUUGACGAAACUGUUGAAGACGAAAGGUGUUGUUCAACCGCUUCGUGUAACAUGGACGGCAGGCGUUUCUCGGGUGGAAAAAGACUCACAGAGGUUGAAUUUGUCGAUUUCAGCUCGAGGUUCCACCCAGCGCUUCCAGAUUCAGGACGCACACACUGUAGAGGAGCUGAAAUUGCCGAAACAGACGCUGGAUUUGAAAGAAGUUGCAAAUCAGUAUGUGCAUCUUCGAGACUUGCCAGUACCGGAUAGUAAACACAGUGUUCCUCGAAUAUUAAUUGGGUUAAAAGACCUUCACCUGUACACUCCACUCGAGACUCGAGUUGGACGCCCCGAUGAGCCCAUAGCGGUCAAAUCGAAGCUAGGUUGGACGGUAUAUGGUCCGAUACGGAGCGCCGAUUUGAAAGAAGAGUUUGUUGGUCAUCAUUCUUGUGGCGGCGUUUCCAAUCAAGAGUUGCACGACUUACUGAAAGAGCAUUAUGCGUUGGAAGAGGCAGGAGUUACUGCAGCACUACUGCCGGAAUCGUCCGAAGACCGGAGAGCGAGAGAAAUUUUGGAUAGCACAACGGUUAGGAUCGGUGAUCGCUUUGAGACGGGGUUGUUGUGGAAAGUGGACGAACCCAGUUUUCCAGACAGCUAUGCCAUGGCCCUGAGACGGAUGAAGGGACUUGAAAAGCGACUUCUAAAAGACGAAAUUCUGUACAACAGGGUGCGAAGCACAAUAGCUGAUUAUCUGACGAAAGGAUAUGCUCACAAAGCGACGUUCCAAGAAUUGCAUGAACAUCCAGCCUCCAAGGUGUGGUAUUUGCCAUUAAACAUCGUUAUAAACCCCAGGAAGCCGGAGAAACUCCGUCUAGUGUGGGACGCAGCAGCAGCUGUUGGUGGAGUCUCGUUAAAUUCCCAGUUGCUUACCGGACCAGACAUGCUGACAUCUCUACCGUCCGUUAUUUGUCGUUUUCGGGAACGAGAGGUCGGGUUCGGAGGUGAUAUAAAAGAAAUGUAUCACCAACUGCUCAUCAGAAAAGAGGACCAGCAAGCUCAGCGAUUCUUGUUUAGAAAUGAUCCUUGCGCGCGUCCUGAGGUAUAUGUUAUGAAUGUUGCUACAUUUGGAUCAACCUGUUCCCCAUGUUCCGCUCAAUUUGUGAAAAACAAGAACGCAGACGAAUUCUUCUCACAGUAUCCAGAGGCGUCGAGGGCCAUAGUAGACAACCACUAUGUCGAUGACUAUUUUGACAGCACUGACACUGUGGGAGAAGCGAUAAAACGAGCCAAAGACGUUCGUUAUAUUCACUCUCGAGGAGGCUUCGACAUCCGAAAUUGGGUGGCUAGUUCAAAUGACGUCUUACGGGCGCUAGGUGAAGCAAAGACGGAACAGCAAGUUCAUUUCCAUCAAGACAAACAUACGGGGACUGAGCGAGUUCUAGGUAUUGUAUGGAAUCCGAAGAGCGACGAGCUUUGUUUUUCUACGAGGUUGCGUGACGAACUGAUACCUUUCAUAAGUGGUGAACGAUGGCCAACUAAAAGAGCGGUACUGAGUUGCGUGACGAGCUUUUUCGAUCCGCUAGGCCUGCUCGCUCCAUUCACCAUCUACGGAAAGAUGCUGAUACAGGACCUCUGGCGAAGAGGCUGCGAGUGGGAUGAGGAGAUAGACGAGGAAUCGAUGAUGAAGUGGAGAAAUUGGAUUGAGCGGCUGCCGGAAAUCGAAAGAAUCAGGAUACCUCGGUAUCACUUCGUGAAAGGGCAGGCGCCGGACUACAGUACUCUACAACUGCACGUAUUUGUAGAUGCUAGCUCGAACGCAUACGGCUGCGUUGCAUAUUUCCGGAUUUUGAUAGCUGGAAAACCGCACUGUUCACUUGUAAUGGCGAAGUCAAAGGUAGCUCCGUUAAAGCAACUGACGAUCCCGCGCCUAGAAUUACAAGGGGCGGUUCUGGGAUCAAGGCUGAUGAACACCAUUAUGGAAACUCAUUCACUGCCCAUUAAGCAGCGGUUUAUUUGGACGGACUCUAGAACUGUUCUUUCCUGGAUUCACUCCGAUCAGCGAAAAUAUAAACAAUUUGUCGCGUUUCGGAUUGGAGAGAUCCAUACCCUUUCAAAACAGUGCGAGUGGCGCUGGUUACCUACUAAGCACAACGUGGCAGAUGACGUUACUAAGUGGCAUGCGGGACGGCGAUUUGAAUCCGAUACUCCAUGGUUCCAGGGAGCAUUCUUAAAUCAGUUCGAAGAAACAUGGCAGCAGCAACCACAAGUAGUACCGAACGUGUUGGAGGAAAUUCGGGCCAUUCAUUUGUUUCAUGACGUUUUAGUCCUGAAGCAAAUCGUCGAUCCUCUCCGCUUCUCUAAAUGGAAGGUUCUAGUUCGGACUGUGGCAUGUGCAUAUCGUUUCAUUUAUAACUGUCAGCGAAAGGUUGCAAAGCUGAGUAUCGAAGCACUUCCAGUAACAGAAAAGGUGAAGAAACUCGCGAAAGUGCAUCACUCUGUUGUCGCAGUACCAUUAAAGCGUGAGGAAUACCAGAAGGCUGAAUCCUACCUGUGGCGAGUGGCCCAAGCAGAGGUGUACGAAGAGGAGGUGAAGAUACUCAUGAAAAAUCAACAACUUACUCAUACAGACCAUUAUCGACUAGAGAAAGAUAGCCAACUUUACGACAAGUCUCCCUUCUUGGACGAUAGGACAUCGCAUAACUACGUUGCUAGUGGAAUAUUUCCAUCAGAAAAUGGGUCACGCGAACACCGAAACGGUUGUAAAUGA
Molecule: messenger RNA, 5357 nt
Organism: Topomyia yanbarensis
Lineage: Eukaryota; Metazoa; Arthropoda; Insecta; Diptera; Culicidae
Exons: 3
Coding region: 570-5357 (1595 amino acids)
Source: RefSeq, a predicted model, not a curated record